UAAAUUGUUAUAUCAAUAAUCUUGUUCCCAUUUAACAAACUAAAGAAAAAAAAAAACUCAUCUUCUUAUCACAAAGAGAAGAGAAGAGAGCUGAGAGCUUUGUUUUGUCUGCUUUGGAACUCAAUCCGCUAUGGAAAAAGUAGAGUUACCGGUUCACGAGCAUCCUUUGUUCGUCUUUGAUCGGGUUUGUAUGGACACAUGUAAAGGAUGUGGUGUUUACGGUUAUUUUUAUGGUGGCUACAUUUGCAAUGAGUUAGGUUGUAAUACUCUCUUCCACAAGGAGUGCGUCGAGUCUGUACCGGAGAUCAACCACCCUUCCCAUCCCGAACAUCCUCUCAAGCUUAGCCUGGACUGUGGACAAUUUUGUUGUAGUGUGUGUAUACACAGAUCGGAAGUUGGUUAUUAUUGUUCAAUUUGCGACUUCAAUGUGCAUUUGGUUUGUGCAAGAAGAUCUCCAUCUCCAUCCUCAAUUUCAUCCACAUUCUCCUCGCUGCCUACUACUACUGACAAUUCCAAAGUGCAUCAGCAUCCACUUCUACUCUCUGAGAAGGUAAAGACGUUCUUGCUGAAGGGAGAGCGCAAUUGUGAAGUCUGCAAUGCGGAUAUCAACAUCAACGAACAAAAACUUUAUGAAUGUCGUUUUUGCAAUGUACUCUUCCAUUGGGAAUGUGUCGGGCUCAUCCCAGAUGUAUACCACUCUUUACAUCCCAAACACCCGCUCAAGUUUUUCAGAUACGGAGCACCAGAGUACGCUGAUGAAGAUUGCCUUCUUUGUGGGAAGAAGUUUGACCGAAGAUCUUACAACUGUGAUCAAGUUUACCACUGCGAUGUUUGUAAUGUAACCAUAUGCAAGGAGUUUUGCAUGGCAAACCCACCGCCAGUUUCUGUUGUGAGCCCAACGACACAUGAGCAUAAACUCCACCUUGUUCCAAGACUUGUCAAUUUUACUUGCAAUGCUUGUGGGACGAAAGGUGAUCGAAGUCCUUAUUUAUGUCUUCAAUGCAAUUUCAUGAUUCAUCGAGCUUGUAUUGAUUUACCCUGCGUGAUAAAUAUCAAUCGUCAUAAUCAUCGCAUCUCUUACACUCGUCAACUUGGGCACGGGAAUUGGACAUGUGGAGUUUGUCGUAAAAAAGUAGAUGGGUUUUAUGGGGCUUAUUCUUGCUCAAAGUGUCCUAGCUAUGCUGUUCAUGCAAGAUGCGCAACGAGGAAUGGUGUGUGGGAAAAAGUAGAACUAGAAGGAACACCAGAAGAGGAGGAAAUCGAACCGUUCGAAGUGGUAGAUGAAAAUCAGAUAAAGCAUUUCAGCCAUGACCAUAAUUUAAGACUCAACAAGGCUGGUAAGAGUAUACACGAAAGCAAACUUUGUGAAGCUUGUGUCUCCCAAAUCAAUGACGAAUCGUUUUAUGAUUGUGAGCGAUGCGACUUUAUUCUACAUGAGACAUGUGCUAGUCUUCCCAGAAAGAUAAGGAAUGUCUCCGACAACACACCGUUCACUCUACAAACAGAUACUUAUAGAAGAAGAUGUUUUGCUUGUUACCAGUAUUUCACUGGUUUCAAGUACAAAUCUGGUCGUAUCACUCUAGAUGUACGUUGCAGUUCAAUAACUGAACCAUUUCUCCAUGAAAGCCAUCCACAUCCUUUAUACUACGAAGUCUUUAGUUCUAAGAGGGGUAAUAAAUGUUCUGCAUGUGACAGAACACAUGUCUUCAUAAGUACGUUGUGGUGUGAUGAGUGUGAGUUUCAGUUGGACUUCGGGUGUGCUACUUUACCUAGAAAGGUAAUGAAUCAAAGGUACGACGAUCAUCCUCUCUACUUGUCUUACGGUGAAACUAAGGAAGAUGGUCAACUUUGGUGUGAGGCAUGUGAAACAAAAAUAAAUCCAAAGGAAUGGUCCUAUGAAUGUAAUCUUUGUGGGAUCACUUUGCAUGUCUCGUGUGUUGUGGGAGACUUCUCAUAUCACAUACCAGGGCACAUUUCGUUAGACGACAUCUCAGAAGGAGUAGUGGUAGCCAACACUUCUAUUUGUAGACCUCAUUGCUUCAGGUGUUCUUCAAGAUGCAAGCUUCCUUAUAUUCUUCAAGUUGAUGGCCAUUACUUUUGUUCUAUAAUAUGUGUAAACCCUCGCGAGUAUUGGAACAAUAAUCUAUAUAUAAAUUAAAAGUUCACUUUC
Molecule: messenger RNA, 2170 nt
Organism: Camelina sativa (false flax)
Lineage: Eukaryota; Viridiplantae; Streptophyta; Magnoliopsida; Brassicales; Brassicaceae
Source: RefSeq, a predicted model, not a curated record